Messenger RNA from Closterium sp. Yama58-4, 4854 nucleotides. Lineage: Eukaryota; Viridiplantae; Streptophyta; Zygnematophyceae; Desmidiales; Closteriaceae. The record is from the annotation of a GenBank genome assembly.
AUGACAUUCUCUGAAGCCGAACCUGCCAGUCCGAACCUGACACCUAGGCUCGGGGUGCCCAGGCUCGUGCUGCCUAGGGUCGGUUCCGGAGCGGGACGGAGUGCAGCCGAGGGGCAAAGGGCGGAUGAGGCGCGUUCAGCAGCAGAGGAACCGGGAGAGAAGAGAGCUGGAGAAGAAGCGAAGUUGGGUGGGAGGGAGAUGGAGGGGAUGGGGGGUCUUAGUCCCAGCUCCUUCACUUCUACCCCUGGUGUACAGUCACACAGCGUACAGUCACACGGCGUACAGUCACACAGCGUACAGUCACAUCCUGCGGACUCCCCCUCUCCCCAGCCCCGUGUGCCUCAUUCACACACUCACCCCUCGAUCCGCUCUUUUGUUCCCCCAGACUCUCCUUUUGGGGCAUCCCCGAUCCCCUCCUCUGAACCGCUCGUGCCACACUCUCACACGCACCCGUCGCAUCCCCCGUUCCUUCAGCCUGACUCCCCCUCCUCCCCCCAACCGCCUCUGCCGCAUUCGCACACUCACCCGUCGCACGCACACCCCCAAUCCCUUCACCCCCAAUCUCUCCACCCCCAAUCCGUGCACUCUCAAUCCCUGCAUUCUCAAUCACACCAUCCCCAAGCCUCUCGCUCUCAAUCGUCUCACUCUCUCCCAGAUGCUGCUCCCCCAUCUUCCCCUCCACCUCCUGCUGCCGGCACUCCUAGAAGUCCCCCUUCCGUCUCCCCCACUGCCCCAAACCGCCGCCCCGCGCCUUCCUCUCGCCACCCUGGUUACAAUCACUCCGUGAAUCCCGCUCCCCCGCGGCUGCACUCCCCCGUUAUAGGAACGUUCUCCUGGGGCGCGACUUAUAGCGGAUUCCGCCCCCCAGUUGCGCCCUCUAGGCCCGCGCGCACCCCCCCGUCCGCGCUGAAGGGGGGUGAUGGGGGGAGAGAAGGAGAGGGGGGGAGAAGCGAGGUAAGAAGGUCAGGGUCACGGGGAGGGGUUAGUCUGAGCGAUAGGAUUAGGGGGAAGAAAGAAGCAAGAAUAGGAGGAGGGGCGGGAGCAGGAGACAGGGACCCGGCAGGUGAAGGGGAUGAGGAGAUUGAAGGGGGCACCGGUGCACAAGGCCCGUAUUUAUCAAUACCCGGGGAGGAAGGCGAGGAGGGGAGUUUACCCUGGAAAUCAGGCUCGGCCGAGCCUGAGCUCACGCCCCGGUCCAACUCCCUCCCAAACGCCUGCUCGCCGUUCUCCCUGCUCCUCCCUUCAGAUAUCAACAGCCCGAAAUGGGCCGGCAGGGGUACCGGCAGUGGGAGAGGGCUGGGAAGUGGGUUAGGAGGAGUUGGGAGCGGUAGCAGCAGGCAGAACAGCCAGUCUAGGUACAGCCGGAGGGAGGGGCAAGCUCAGGGGGGGGAUCUGCUUGGGGUUGGGGAUUCUCCUGUCUGCUACAGCCCGGGCGGCAGCACUCGCCGCCCUGCUACAGCCGGGCCGCUGGGGGAAGCAGUAGAGUUGGCUACAGCCGGAGGGUCUGUAGCGGGGACGCCUGUAGCGGGUACCCCCACUGCCCGCACGCCCACGUUUGGGAGGCGGCUGAGGAGGCAGAGGGGGCCUUCUUUUGGCGGGUCUUCAGAGCUUCUGGGGCUUAUGGGGAAAGGGGCGCUCAAGAAGGGGUUGGCUGCGGGUUUGAAGAGUGUUCAGAGGUGGAGAGAGGGGGGGAGUGGAGCGGGGAGUGACGUGGAGUGGGAGGGCGAGGGGGGGUUGUGGGCUGGGGAGAGUUUUGAUUCGCCGCGAACGGGGGAGAGUGGGAAAGGGGGUGGGGGAGGGGGGGAGGGGGGAGCGGAGGCAGGGACUGGUGGUGCUGCUGGUGCUCUUGCUGCUGGUGGUAGUGGGAGCAGCAGGUCAGGUAGAAGGUCCCUUCUGUCGAGCUUUCUUUCGGAUUCAUCAGAUAAAGACAAGGACAGGGAUAGGCCGGGGUCUGAUUCUAAGAGGAGUCGUCUCCGAAGCAGCAGCUUUGGCUCGUUAUCCUCCCCUGGGGGUGCUGGUGCGGGUGCUGCUUCGGGCGCAGGUUCGGGCGCAGGUUCGGGUGCUGGUUCGGGUGCGGGCGGCGGUGCUUCGGGUGGUGGUGCUGCCGGCGGCGGCGUGAGCAGAAACAGCUUUGAUUCCAGUCGAGAUGGGGAGGAAGUGUAUGGGGAGGAUUCAGAAGACUUGGUACAGGAGGGAAAGCUAUGGGAGCAGCUAGAGGAAAAGUACCAGGAACCUCUCUCAGCUGAAGCUGCUGCUGCCGCCGCGUCUGCUGCCGCUGCUGCUGCUGCUGCCUCUCCAGCUGGUGCUGCUGGUGGCUUUGGCGGUGCUACCCCUAAUGCACCGUCACCAAGUGGCGCCUCCCCCUCUCUCGCCAUGGCUCUCACUCGAAGCAUGUCCCUUUCCCGUAGCAGGGCCCUUUCCCGAGGCAUGUCUAUGGUGGCUAGUCGUAGCAGCAGCAGGGAGGCAGGGGAUGAAGGGGAGACGGGUAGUGGCAGUGGGGUGGGAGAGGGGGAAGGGGAGAAGGCAGGGGGGAGUGGUAGGCAGGGGCGGGCGGGUGGGAGGGCGGCUUUGCCUCGGCCCAAGAAGAAACGGUGGAUGAGGAGGGAUGUUAUAAAGGAAGAGACGAAGGAGGAGAUUGAGGAGGAGAGGGAAGAGGCGGAGAAGCAGCAGAGUGGGUCUUUGGAGGUAGGGGAGGGGCAGGGAGCGGAGAAGGAGGGAGGACAGGUAGGGAGUGCGGAUGCUGAGGAGGAGAGGAGGAAUGAGGAGGUGAGGAGGAUUCUGCGUAGCUUGGCAGGUGGGGAGGGAGGAGGAGCAGAAGGAGGAGGGGGAGGAGGAGUAGGAGGGGGAGGAGGGGAGGAAGAGGAGGAGAAACGACCAUCUCUGGCAGUGAUGUUUCAGCGGUCUAUAAGCCUGAGGCCCGCACCAGGGGAGAGGCUAGGAGGAGGAGGAGUGAUGGAUGCUUUUAAAAGGCAGGUUACGCUGAGGGGCAGGUCUGAGAGAAUUGAGGAGAAAGAGGUGGGUGGAGAGCGGUUGGGAGGGAUGGAGCUGAGGAAACAGGUUACGUGGAGAGGGGACGGGAGGAGGGGCGAGGGGAGGAAGGGAGUGUUGGGGUUUAGAAGCCUUGCUGCUGCAGUUGUUGCGCUGGUGGGGGGAGGGCGUGAGGUGAAACACGGGGGUGAGGAGGGUUUGGGGGAGGAGGGUAAGGGGAGUGGGGAGGGUAUGGCUGGGACGGGUCGGAGAGAGGAGAGUGAGGGAGAGGAGGGGCGGAAGGAUGCGGAGGAGGAGAGUAGUGAUGAUGGGGAGAGGGGCACAGUAGGGGAGGAGGAAGGGAAAGAAGGGGGGGGAGGGAGGGAAGUGGAGCGAGGGGAGGAAGGGGAGAGAGGGGAGGAAGGGAAGGGCGAAGGGGUUAGGGAGGAGGUAAAUGAGGAAGGUAGGAUGGACGAGGGUGCUGGUGCUGGUGCUAGUGCUGGUGCUGGUGCUAGUGCUAGUGCUGGUGCUGGUGCUGGUGCUAGUGCUGGUGCUGGUGCUGGUGCUAGUGCUGGUGCUGGUGCUAGUGCUGGCGGGGUGAGGGAUUUGGGAGGAGGAGGAGGAGAAGGGAAGGCAGAUGUUCCCUCUGAAGUGACAGGAGAGGGGGCACCAAGGCAGGAACUCACUCCCACCCUCACUCCCUCACUCACUCCCACAAUCACUCCCUCACUCACUCCCACGCUCACCCCCACAAUCACCCCAACGCGCACCCCCAGCAGCAGUGCCCGGUUGACUGGCGUUGACUCGGCCACACUUGCUCAUGAAUCCGGUGUCGAGUCAGCUCAGGCGUUGACUGGCGUUGACUCGGCCGCAGUUGCCCAAGGGUCUGCUCUUGAGUCAACCCAGAUGUUGACUGGCGUUGACUCGUCUACUCUUGACCACGGCGGCAAGGCACUAGAUGCUGUCAACCAGCAGGGUAUGGGUUUGGAUUUGGGUUUAAGAGGGCGUGAUGCUGCCGCUACGGCCACCACCAACAGCAGCAGCAACACCCCGAUGAACAACAGUGGCAGGCCGCCUCUUCAGCGGACUAGUACAGAGAGAAUUGUUCGCUCUACUCGCAGUUUGGGUGCUCAGAAGUAUUUAUCCCCGUCCUCCUCGCUGGUCCGUCGGGUAGGGGUAGCAGGAGGAGCAGAGGGAGCAGCAGGAGCAGUAGAAGGAGCAGAGGGAGGAGGAUCGGGGGAGGUGGGUGGGGCAGAAGAGGAGGGUGAUGAGGGUGGUGUGGGGGUGGUUCGGGCGAGGCCUGGGGGUGGAGCGGCAGGAGUAUCGUUUUACUCGUUUGACAGGCAUCGAAUGGGGUUGGCUGCGAUGGAAGCGAAGAAGAGGGGGUGGAGAGGGGCGGAGAGGAGUGGGGCGGAUAGAUUAACGGUGGAGGGAGGGGCGGAAACGUGGGGAGUGGAGGGAGGGGCGGAAACGUGGAGAGUGGAGGGAGGGGCGGAGGUGUGGGGGGGAGGGGCAGAGGGUAAUGAAAGGGGUGAGAGGUGGGUGGGAGAAACGGAAUUCGCCCAACCUCGUGAGGGGUGGGGGGCGGUUGAGGAUGGUUAUGAGGGUGCAGGGCCGGACUUGGGGACUCAGACGUUGCAGUAUGGAGAUCAGUAUGGUGAGCCGCAUACAGAGCAUUAUGAGGGGCAGUAUGGGGAGCGGUAUGGGGAGCAGUAUGGGGAGGGAUAUGGGGAGCAGGAGCAGUAUCAAGUGCAGUAUGAGGGGCAAUAUGAGGGACAGUAUCAGGAGCAUUACGAGGGUGAUUAUCAGGAGGGUUAUCAGGAGGGUUAUCAGGAGGGUUAUCAGGAGCAGGGGCAGUAUCAUAAGCAUUAUGAGGGCGUAUUUUGA